GAAUUUCGCCUUUUUUCGCGGCGAACCUACCUAUAUGAUUAUUCAAUAUUCAUACUGGCAGUGUGUCUAGCCAGGUGCGUCUGGAGGGCACAACAGCCCGGCCACGGUCCACAGAGUGCCGUUCGUUAGACCGGCGCGCUUACAAACAUAUUCGAUUUCAGCAUCACCUUGGUCCUUUCGGUCAGUUGGACUACCGGCUCUAGACCACCGGCGUCUUGCGCUGACUUCUUCCUGGCUUUGGCGGGCUGGUGGAUGGCCUUCAGGUUGAAGCAGGGCUGACCGAUGUUCCGCAGCUGACGGCUGUUGAUGUCCUGCUCCAUCUCGUGGCUAGCGACGAGCCGUGGUGCGUCAGCAAACUUGCGCCUCUCUGCGUGGGAAAGAUGAGCCUCCAGACGGAUUGAGAGGAGCCUAUAAUCAUCAAAGCUGGAGGGAGGUGCUCCGCUCCCAGUUGAGGCUGAUCAUGUCCCCGCUGAGGCGAGGGAGUGGUCCCGGGACCAGAACUUGACCGGUCUCCGCCAGAAGUCGCUUGGUGAUGAGGAUGGCGUGCCUGGCGUCCUCCUUCAAGGAGCCGUCUGAGUAGCUUGGGAGCAGUGUUCGUCCACUGUAUACGUCGCUUCCGCACAUCCAGACGACGACGCUGCGCUGAGAAAAAAGUUAGCCCUUCUUUGAAACCGGUAGGCAUUCUCAUUCUCCCUAUUCAAAUCAGACCACACGUUUUAAGUCCCUCUCUCGGUUUUCUCAGAGAAUAGCAUUCUCAGCUGAGAAUGUUUCCGUAGCGAGUCCCAAAACUGGCAUCACCAUUCUCGAGCAAAGCCAGUACGCGAACUCGCACGAGACGGAAAUUGCUUCUCACUGCAAACCAUUUUCUAUGCGUUUCUCACGAGAGUCUGGUAUCCGGUGUACGGUGGGAAGGUUAUCAAAAGCCCUUCUCACGAAAACCCAAGCUUCGGUUUCUCGUAAGCUCGAUGGAACCUCUCACGAAGUACACAUACGCCCUGCACCGUGCAGCCCAGAAUUUGGCCCAGAAAACGCACGCUGUAAUUAUACGGUAUUUAUUAUUGCGACAAAAGUAAGACCAAGCCUGCAGCAACUGCAGGCAGCCUUGGUCUUAAUAAAAACAAUAAAACAUGAAAAGCUUGCGGGGAAGCCCGAGGGCUGCCGCCCUCAACGCGAGGCCCGAGUUGCGGAGCUCCCACCAGCGACACGAACCCGCUCAGGAUAUACGCCGGACACCGAUCACCUAGAACAGGACGACAUCCAAAACUCCACCGCCAAUUCCACCAGCGCGGGCUGAGGCCGAGCCACCUGUCAACGAUUGGUGGCUCCGCCCUCGGAAGCCGUCGGCAGAAGCAAGACCACCGGCAAGUCAACCAGAUGAGCGACGGCUUACAGUAGCAGACCAUCCGCGACCGAGCGGUACUCUGCCAGAUCGAUAUCUUCCGCUGUCACUUUUCCUCGGUUCAUGGUGACCGGCGGGCAGCGGAGCGUCGAUGAUUCAUCGACUCAUCCUUGAGGGUGUCUUCGUCUGCAAAACAGUAAAAUUGGGAGCGGUCAGUACAACUUUGUCCCAUAUAUUUGAUAUGAUCUACCAAUAUAUCCGGGAUUUUAUAAUAAUAUUCUGGCUUGGAUGUCCGGAGAUAAGGUUUCCGCCUGAUAAAAAGCCUCUCUUUCGACCAUUGCGACACGUGUGCCUCACAUUGCCGCCUCCAAAUAAAAAAGCUUACUGAAUGGUCUGCGUUGCUCUGACCUCCUCAUCUGAUUAAUCUGGGUCCUCAUCUGGAUUUUCAGAGAUAUAUGAUCUUACGCUUGCGCUGUGGGAUUUGGAUCCGUAACUACAAUGUGUCUUCGAUUAUCAUUUGUCAGGCUACUUGAAAUGUGGCGAAGUUCGUUCGAAGCGCACCAAAAUAAACUUGCAGAUAAUGUGUUUUGUCGGUCUUUUCAGGACCUUGCAUCUUCUUUUGUGGGCACUUGCGAACGAAUUGGUUCAAUUGCCUACCUUCACGUUGCCGUGUGCAUUGUUGGCUAAUGGUUCACCUCGUUUGCAGAUGGCUUAGCGAUCAGCUGCUUUGUAGACAAGUCAAUAAUAAACGGGUACUGAGCGAAAAAAUCAAUCCCCACGAGAUAGCCAAUGUCACCUAUCUUGUCACUCUGAGUUUUCUCGUGUCAUAUCCCUUACUCGAUGACGUUGUGUUGUUUGAUUGUCUCAAUGUUGUUGGCAUCUCAAUUGCGAUAGCGAUCUUGCAAUGGAAAACCUUGACUGAUAAAGGUUAUUUGUGAUCCCUGAACUGCUCGUUCGUUAUAAUCGUCAGCAUUUCUAAAGCUGCCCCCUUUACCCCAAUACCCAUCUCUUUUCAGUGGCCUGUUGUUACUGUGUUCGUCCGGUUUGUUUUAUUUUGUUUGAGGCUGCUGAUGUGUUUUUCUCUUGUUCAGUGAAUUGUGUUUUACAGCGCAUUCGUCUCUCACGUAACGCCAUUCUAGUUUUUCAUAUCUACCCAUUGGUAGAGAUAGUUUAUCAUUGCCUCGGCGAGUAUUGCGUUGCUUGAAUUAUGACGAUGUCUCUCUUUGGCAACUGCUCCAAGAAAGACGCUCCGUUUGCUUGCGAGUUUCUUGCUUAUCGUCUCAUCUCUUUCUUUUCACAGCGCUUUGCGACAAAUUACUGAGCCCACUCUGACACGUUCUGAGGGGCGCAUUGUGGUCCCGUUACCUAUGAUCAUUAGUCAGCGAUGCUGUUGCAUUUCCCUCCCAUUUGUCUAAACCCAUCUUACUGAUGACCCCUUACCGUCCAGAUUUUAUUGACCUUACUCUGAACUUGCUCUGAGCUCGCCUUGUUUACUAGUUGCUUUGUUCACCCAGCUUGUUGACUGGGCCACUGGCCAUUGGCAGUGGUUUCUGUUUGCUUGCUCGCAUGAGAUCACCCACUGUUGCCCGUUGCUGGCUUUGCUGGUGCCGACCGAGGCCGUCUUUUUGACGGCUCUUCGUUGUUUUCUCUCUAUUCCGGUCGGCCCAGCGCUAGGCAGCAGUGAUGGAGGACGAGCUUCAAGCUGGCGAGGACGGUUUCUACUGCGUGGGCUUCAAAAACGUGUUUGCGCUGAACGAGUCGCAGAUCAUGAGCACGUUCUCGCAGUACGGCAACGUGCAGUCGGUGCGCGGUGCCAAGGACGGCAUUGACAACCGCCGCUGGACGUUCGUGCGCUUCUGCAACCCCGAGGAGGCGGUGCGCGCCAUCACGGGCAUGCGCGCGUCACCGCACCUGUGCAAUGUCAACUACGUUAAGUACGUGGCGGACGCGCGGCCUAAGAGCGAGCGCCUGCAGACGGGCGGGACCACGCGGCCGGCGGCCGGCAGCGGCGUGUCGCCGAUGGUGCGCGGCGACCAGCCGGCGGUGCCGGAGCGCUCGCCGGCGCGGCCGCCCGCCGCCGGCGCCUCGGGCAAGUACGAGGUGUAUGUGGGCAACUGGCCGCUCUCGCUGGAAGAGGACGAUCUGUACGGGCUGUUCGCCAAGUUCAACAUCAAGGCGCUGUCAGUGCGCCUGUACAAGAAGGAGGAGCGCGGUUUCGCCUUCGUAGUGGUGCCCUCGGCCGAGGAUGUGACGCGGGCCAUCGAGCAGCUCAACAGGGGCAAGGUGGCCGGCCGCCAGAUCGUCGUCAAGGACUCGCGUCACAGCAGUUCCGCAAACAAACAUCAGACCCAGUCGAACCAGAAUGCCCAGGAGCCGCGGAAGCAGCAACAGCGGCGGCAGCAACAGGAGCGGUCUCAGAGUCAGCAGCGGCAGCCUCAGAACCAACAGCACCAGCCGCAGAACCAACGUCAGCAGUCGCAGCCGCAGCAGCAGCGGCAGUCGCGCCAGCCCCGGCCGCAGCAGCAGGCGGCGGCGCCCGCCGGCCGGCCCCAGUCCGCUGGCCGGCCUCAGGGUAGCGUGCGCCAGCGUCUGGGCGGCUCCGUGCACCGGUCCGGGGAGCGCGCGCCGCCCGACGCCGCGCAGAUGCCUCCGCUAGUGCUGCCGCCGCCGGAACAGCCGGCCAUGCCACCGCGCCCGGCAGCGUACCGGCCGCCAGUGGGCGCCAACGGAGCGGCCCCGCCGGCACAGUACAACGGAACGGCCGGCCGACCGCCGCGCCCAGACAUCCGCUUCGACCGAGAGCCGGCCGGCUACGAUCGUUCACCGGCUCGGUACGACCGUGACCCGGCUCGGUACGACCGCGAUCCGGCUCGCUACGACCGUGAACCGCCGGUGGACCACUUUGAGUCCGAGUUUGAGCCGCCGAGGCCGAGGGCAGGGCCGUACGGCGGUCCGCCGCGACCGGCGCCGACUAGGUCGGCGCAGCCUGGUCCGCCCCCGCUGGCUGGCCUCGGGUCGCGACGCAGCUAUAACCAACGGGCCGAUGCGGAGGUGGACUACUCGGAGCCGUUCGUGAAGCGGGCCCGGUACGGCGAGCCGGAGCCGGCCGGGCCGAUGCGCACGCCGUCCGCCCCGCCUCCGCUGGCCUGUCCCGUGGGCCCGUCGCCGCGCAUUUCCAUGCAGCCGCAGCGUGGAGGCGACAUGGGCCCUCCGCCGAUGGCGCUCCGCUCCGCAGUGGCCAUCUCAGAGCGCAUCAAGAGCCGCCUGCACGCGCCCAUGGACGUGGUGGCGGCCAACUUCCCGGCAGGAACCAACGAGCACGACCUGAUGCAGCUGUUUGACCGGUUCGAGCCGCUGAAUGUGCGCAUCAUGGUCAACAACUCGAGCCCGCACCCAGACGACUUCACGUACGCGUACGUCACGCUGUCCAGCCGGAUGAUGGCCGACGAAGCCGUAAUGGAAAUGGACGGCAUGGCUUUCCACGGCCGGCCGCUGGUCGUCGAGACGCGCAAAAACUAGCGGCCGCGCCGUGCACUGAGCGGGCAUACAGACGCGACCUGAUCUCGGCCCCCCUGCCGGGACGGACCCCGGCCUUGUGCGGUCAGAAUGGGGCGGACACAGCCCAGCGGCGGCGACAAACGCCGCCAGAUAGCGCAGAGGAUCGAGCGACAUCGUAGCAUUUUCAUCGGUUUUGUGCGUUUUACACAACCACUCAUCAUUGACCAGACCUGACCGCGUUGUUAGCAGUAGUAGACAGUUAAGUUUCAGUGGAUCUGUGCGGCCCGUAAGAGGCCAGCUGUUAGCGCGGAAAUUUCGACAAGUGCAUGCUGGUUUGGUCUGCUGAGCCAGACCGAUUUCGCACUUAAUGACAAAUACAUUUCCGAUGAAA
Messenger RNA from Amphibalanus amphitrite, 5228 nucleotides. Its product is annotated as cleavage and polyadenylation specificity factor subunit 6-like. NCBI's taxonomy places the organism in Eukaryota, Metazoa, Arthropoda, Thecostraca, Balanomorpha, Balanidae. The record is from RefSeq and is a predicted model, not a curated record. Gene Ontology annotation, molecular function: RNA binding. The transcript is spliced from 6 exons. Bases 3023 to 4858 code for a protein of 611 amino acids.